UGAGUCAGAAAACAUAAUGAACAAAAUAUGAACUUCCUCUUUAUCAUUUACUUAGUCAAAAAAAACUUUUACUGUACUAUGUUAGUUCAGCUCAAGACUGCUGUGCGGAUAAAUCAGAAGUGAGUACUGGUCCAGUUCUGUUUGAAUUUUUCUAGGAGCAUCUGCAGGAGACGACAGUAUGACACACAGAGGUCGUGGUGUUGGUAAUGUACAGAAUCCAGAAGGAAAUGAACAUGACAGACUGAUACACCCAAAUGAUAUAAACGCACAACAAGCGCAUCUGACAGAAAGGAUUCAAAUUCCAGAAGUAGCAACACCAGGGUUCAGUUUUCGAAAGCUAUGGGCUUUCACGGGUCCAGGAUUCCUUAUGAGCAUUGCCUUCUUAGAUCCAGGAAACAUCGAGUCAGAUCUGCAGUCAGGUGCUGCUGCUGGAUUCAAGCUUCUCUGGGUCCUGCUCUCAUCUACAUUCCUUGGUCUUUUGUGUCAAAGGUUGGCUGCACGACUGGGAGUUGUUACUGGACUGCAUCUAGCAGAGAUCUGUUACCUUUAUUAUCAAAAGGUCCCACGUAUUCUUGUUUGGAUAAUGAUGGAAAUUGCGAUCAUUGGUUCUGACAUGCAAGAAGUCAUUGGCACUGCCAUCGCUUUUAACCUCCUAUCUGUGGGAUGGAUUCCACUUUGGGGAGGUGUCUUGAUCACCAUUAUAGACACGCUGCUAUUCCUGUUUCUUGACAAUUAUGGUCUCCGGAAGUUGGAAGCAUUUUUUGCCCUGCUUAUCACUAUUAUGGCUGUGACAUUUGGCUAUGAGUAUGUGGUUGUAAGGCCAAAUCAAGCAGAACUCGUGAAGGGGCUCUUCUUUCCUUACUGUGCUGGGUGUGGUAGGGAUGAACUUCUACAAGCUGUGGGAAUCAUUGGUGCAAUCAUAAUGCCUCAUAAUAUCUACCUCCAUUCUGCACUGGUCAAGACCAGGAAAAUAGAUCGUUCCAGGAGACAAGACGUGAGUGAAGCAAAUAUGUAUUUUUUCAUUGAAUCUGCCAUCGCAUUAUUUGUCUCCCUCAUUAUCAACCUCUUUGUCAUGGCAGUCUUUGCAGAGGCCUUCUACCAGAAAACAAAUGAGCAUGUGCAUGAGGUUUGUGCCAACAGCAGCAUCCCAAAUCCUGGUUUGUUUCCUAUGAACAAUGAGACGAUCUCCGUUAACAUCUACAAAGGGGGUGUUGUCCUGGGGUGCUUUUUUGGCUCUGCAGCUCUCUACAUCUGGGCUAUUGGAAUCCUUGCAGCAGGACAGAGCUCCACCAUGACAGGGACUUAUGCAGGGCAGUUUGUCAUGGAGGGUUUUCUAAAUUUAACAUGGUCUCGCUUUAAGAGAGUACUGCUUACUCGAUCAUGUGCAAUCGUGCCAACCAUCCUUGUUGCUACUCUGCAGGAUCUAACUCACUUGACAGAAAUGAAUGACUUACUCAAUGUUCUACAAAGCAUUCUGCUUCCAUUUGCUCUUCUACCAAUUCUGACUUUCACAAGUAUGCCGAACGUGAUGCAUGAAUUUGCAAAUGGAAUUGUUGGGAAGAUUAUUGGUGCGCUGAUAACAGCCCUGAUUUGUGCUGUCAACCUGUACUUUGUAGUUGAUUUUAUUUCAGGAGUGAGCAAUAACCUUUACUACAUUCCCAUCUCCAUUGGAAUAGCUGCCUAUGUGGUUUUUACAGGUUACCUGCUCUGGAUAUGUCUGAUAGCCCAUGGAGCAACAUUCCUCAGCUGUGGGGUGCAAACAAGACUGGAUUAUAAAAUACUGUAUUGAAACCACUUAAGCACCUUACUGGUUUACUGAAUACCAGGAGUUCCACCUACCAUAAUGUUACAAAGAUGUCAUUUUUAUUGCAGUGCUAUUUCCCAUGCAGCUCUUACAUUCAUCUUCUUAUCAUCCCCUAUUUGAGUACUUUGCCUUGCUUAUGAUGUCACAGAUCAGUUCGUCUUUCUGUUACUGUCUUCAGAAAAGCUGGGCCUAUAUGACUUUUGUUUACUUCCUGAUAUGUUGACCAACAUAUUUAGCAUAGGUUUCAAGACAACUUCCUCUUGGAUAAAGUUAUUGCUAAUGUUAUAAAGUCAGUAUUAUUCACAUUAAACUAGUAUUUUCUAGGUGAGUCAUAGCACUUGUGCAAUAUUUUAACAUCAGUUUACAAAUAUGAUGUCUGACAUGAUGUGUACUACAGAGAUGAAAAUACCAUCCACUGCUUACUCCAGAAUGUUGGGUUUGUGUUUGCAUGUCCCAAUGUAGCACACAGCCAUGACGUCUAGAGAUACUCCCCAUAAUCUGACAUCAGAGAUCCCAGAUGUUCUGUGUCUUUAAAGAAAGCACCUGUGAUCUGACUUUUUCUGCACUUAAAUCCUUCACUGAAGACAUGCAGGAUACAACUCGGCUGGAUUAAUUUAUGGUUGGAAAACUGGAAAUGUAGCUAGAGAGAGGGAUGUGUACUUGACCAGGAAAGUAAUAAUAAGAAAGCAUUUGAAAAGUAAAUUGAUAUCAGUAUGACUCUUAAUAUUGAGAUUUUUAAGUGUUCACCAUUCAUUCAAAGAAUUUCAUUAACCAUGAAAAUGACUCAUCAUAAAAUACACUAAACCUGUCUUGGUGCAGGUCCAUAAUAUUAGUUUUACAUUUAUACUCAAUGUUGUAAUAUCAGAUAGUUUCAGUUUGUAGCUAUGUCUGCAUCAUACCAUGGAUGAUGGCUUAAUCCUUUGGAAAAACUUGAGAAAUCUUUGCACAGAAAUAUUUUAUACUGUUCUUUACCAGGUUCCCAUUGCUUUACCUUUACUGUUUCAAAAAUGUAAAAUAUGGAACUAUUUGUCCAUUUUCUUGUCAGCCUGUACUGUCUUACUUAUCAUCACAAACAUUGUACAUUAUAGUGAAGUAUACUUACCUGGUCAAUAAAAGCAAAAUUAUAA
Messenger RNA from Protopterus annectens (West African lungfish), 2931 nucleotides. RefSeq names its product natural resistance-associated macrophage protein 1-like. The record is from RefSeq and is a predicted model, not a curated record. Gene Ontology annotation, cellular component: plasma membrane. The transcript has 15 exons. Gene Ontology annotation, biological process: metal ion transport. The coding region runs from base 179 to 1789 and encodes 536 amino acids. Gene Ontology annotation, molecular function: iron ion transmembrane transporter activity; manganese ion transmembrane transporter activity; cadmium ion transmembrane transporter activity. NCBI's taxonomy places the organism in Eukaryota, Metazoa, Chordata, Ceratodontiformes, Protopteridae.